CACCGCCGACGGAUGCUCCUAGAUGCAAACGCACAUGAGCUGCUGUCCGUGAAGGCUGGGCGGGGCACCGAAUGCAGGAUUCGCGGAUGCUUUCGGACAAAACAUCGGUUGUCACUGGCGCGUCCCACCCCCACCCGGCAGGCAGCCAGCCAGCCUACGAGUUGCACGUGACAGAGGCGCGUCUGGAUCCCCGCCUGCAUCUCACUGCCCUGCUCCCUUCCCCCCGCCGCCUCAAUCAAUCCGAGUGCAGCGGCCGAUAGAACAGCAUCGAUCACGCGCUCUUCCAGGUAGUGAGCGCGAGCGCUUCUCUCCCCGCCCCCCCCCCCCAUAUCUCACGCGGCGAGGGUCGAGAACCUUCCAGCAGGUGGUGUGGGGGGAGCCGACUCCCGGGCUCCUUAUGUCCCGCAACGGCAGUGACGCCGAGUACAGCCUCAGGGACCUGAAGGGGGAGCGGUGGAUCAGGCCGGACGGACAACGCGAGACGCUCGGCGAGCGGACUCUGAUCAAAGUGGCCAGCGGCGGUAACAACAACAACAACAACCGCCACCACCAUCAGCAAUUGACGGCCAUGGCAACCGCCGCCGAGGGAAAUCUGGAGCGCGCCGCCCGGAGGCACUUGCAAGGAGGCGGCAGCAGGAAUAUCAACAAUCCCCGCUUCGUCUACAUCCUGGCUACGUUCGCAGCCCUGGGUGGCUUCUUGUUCGGCUACGACACCGGCGUCGUUUCGGGCGCCCUGCUAUUGCUCAAAAAGGAGUUCGCCCUCAACGAGCUGUGGCAGGAGCUGGUGGUGUCGGCCACGGUGGGAGCCGCGGCCAUUUCGGCGCUAGCCGGAGGCCUCCUCAACGGUUACUGGGGACGGAAACCCUGCAUACUGCUGGCCAGCUCCCUCUUCACGUUGGGGGCGGUAGUGAUGACGGCUGGGAGCGACCGUAACGCGUUGUUGGCCGGACGCGUCGUAGUCGGAUUAGGCAUCGGACUGGCUUCCAUGACUGUGACGGUAUACAUUGCAGAGGCUGCACCUUCCCAUCUCAGAGGACGAUUAGUUACUGUCAAUACCCUUUUCAUUACUGGAGGACAAUUUUUUGCAAGUGUCAUUGAUGGAGCAUUUAGCUACCUUGAAACAGAUGGCUGGAGAUACAUGCUUGGUCUUUCAGCUGUUCCUGCUGUUGUCCAGUUCGUGGGAUUCCUUUUCCUUCCAGAAAGUCCACGGUGGUUGGUGCAAAAAGGAAAAACUCAGAAAGCUCGCAGAGUCUUAAGUCAGAUUCGUGGAACUCAAAAUAUUGAUGAAGAGUAUGAGUGCAUCAAAAAUAGCAUUGAGGAGGAGGAAAGAGAAACAGUAGGAGGUGGUACCGUUUUGUGGAAGAUGAUAACCUACCCCCCAACUCGUAGAGCACUGAUAGUUGGAUGUGGAUUGCAACUCAUUCAGCAACUUUCUGGCAUCAACACAGUCAUGUACUACAGUGCUACAAUAUUACAGAUGUCCGGAGUUCAAGAUGACACAUUAGCAAUCUGGUUGGCUGCUGUCACAGCAUUCACAAACUUCAUUUUUACAUUGGUUGGAGUUUGGUUGGUUGAGAAAGUAGGACGCAGGAAGCUCACGCUGGGCAGUCUCUCAGGAACAGCAUUGAGCCUUGUGAUUCUAGCAAUUGGCUUUUUGUUAUCAGCCCGGGCUUCUCCACCAAUAACUCUCUAUCCUAGAGACCCUUCAGCCCUUAACAGCAGCUGUGCUCAAUACAAAUCUUGUAAUAAUUGUAUGUUGGACCCAACCUGUGGCUUCUGUUUCAAAAUGGAAAGUCCAAAUGUUACCGAGUCAUCAUGUGUUCCUGUAAGCAACAGAUCUGAGGGAAUGGCUGCCUGGGGCAGAUGCAGCAAUGCUUCAGAAUUUGAGAAAGAAGGCUUAUCUUGGGCUUACAACUUCUGCCCUACAGUAUAUUCUUGGACUGCGUUACUAGGUCUUAUCCUAUACCUUGUCUUUUUCGCUCCAGGAAUGGGUUCAAUGCCUUGGACAGUGAAUUCUGAAAUAUAUCCAAUGUGGGCACGAAGUACAGGAAACGCCUGUUCUUCUGGAGUCAACUGGAUUUUCAAUGUUCUUGUGUCAGUAUCAUUUUUGCACUUGGCAGAACAUCUUACAUAUUAUGGUGCUUUCUUCUUGUAUUCUGGACUAACCACCUUGGGGUUGUUUUUCGUCUAUGGGUGCCUUCCAGAAACUAAAGGAUUAAAGUUGGAAGAAAUUGAGAGUUUGUUUGAGAACAGGCUUUGCACAUGUGGCCUUUUGGACUCUGAUGAAGGUCGGCACAUUGAAUAUAUUCGAGUGAAAGGAAGCAAUUAUCAUCUUUCUGAUAAUGAUGCUUCUGAUAUAGAAUGAUAUUCUGCUGUGUCUUUUAUUAUUCUUCUUACGAAUCUGGGAAUAUUGGUGUCCAUCUACCCUGUUUCUGGCUUGGUGUAUGAUUCUGUAGUUAGAUGCUCUUUCUGUUCUUAAAACAUUCUAUACUUUCAAAUUUUCAAACUCUAGUGGGUCUUUGUAAACCAUUGUACUUUUGUUUUAUAGCUUCUAGUCCACUUUGUCAAAGAACUGAAAAUGAAGAUGACAUUGUGUGGUACACAGGUGGGCAAACAAACACAAUCUGAACUUUACUGAUAACAGCACUUUGCUGUUGACAUUAGGUUCUGUGUCGAUCAUUAUGCUGAAGAUAAAAGAUGCAGUGUAAAAUUGUUUAGAACAUCCUGGUAUAAUGUUUUAGUCUCCAAAUGUUACUCAAAUAUAACCUUUUUAAGUAAGGUAAUUAUAUUAGCUUUGACACUGUUCUGGUACGUAGCAAGGUUAAUUGCAGUAGCCUGAUUAUCCUGCAUAUUCUUUGAACAAUAUUUUGUGAUGCAUAGGAUGUUUAUAGUUCUCUCCCUUUUGGUGAAAAUGGAUCUUAUCUAGGUCUUCAAAGAAGUUGAGGAAUUUUCUCAAGCAAGAGAAUGAUCAAGUUUGUCAUCUUUGUCCAUUCUCAUACAUCUAACACUCAAAUGCAGAGUGAAGUUGGCAAGAAAGGUCCUUGUCUAGCAUCUUGGUAAUGAAUAUCGUGUAAACCUAAGUUAAUGUAGAAUAAACAUUUAGCUUUGACAGAAGCAGGGGGUUAACAAUUUAAAAGUUUACCUAUUAAUUGUGAACCAAAAAAAGGCAUUUCCAGUGCCAAAGACCACUGACAUAUAGUUCUUUGUGAUUCAUAAGUGGAAAACCCAUUUUAACAUAAUUUAUGUACAUUUCUGUCGAAGUGGUUUUUCAGCUUUCUCUCAAUUUAGUAAAAUACAUUUCACCACAAUUGUCUUAUAUGUAUCUUGCAACCAUAGAACUGAACUCAUCUAUUAAAUUACAAAGUAGAUAUAUAAUGCUUUUGAGAUUUUAUUUGGAUCCUUUCCAGUGAAACGUAUUAGUGGUGCCCAGAUGCAUGAUUACAAAAUCCUUUAUUUUCUUAAGAUCUCAUGUUUAUCUGGAAAUACAUGGUUUUAGCAUGCAAUUUGCACUGGUGAUGGUGUUGACAGUUGGCAUAUCUAACAGGAUAGCACAUGUGGCCUUUUAAUGUUCUAACAGAGCCAACAAUCAUGUAAUGGUGAUGGUGCUUGUGAGGGUUUGUAGUUCAGAUUGGAGCAGAUUUUAAUUGUAACAGUUCAAGUGUUUGCCAAUAAUUAAUGGGGACUAGAGCAUGCAAAAUAGUAUUCAUUGGAACAGUGUAUUCAUUUUCAUUUGUCAUUUUCUACAACCUGCUUUCUGUGAUCUGAUUCAUGUUUUGUUGGAAAUGGAGGCCAGCCAUCUAACUUAGCCUUUGACCAAAAAGUGGCUUGCUUAAGGUCAGAACUUUGGGCAUUACGUCAUCCAUUUUUCUUUUGUUGCACAAGAUGCAAACUUACAAACAAUUGUGAAAAACAGCCUGCCUUAAUUGAGAACAUUGCAGUUACUACGUUGAUUUACCUUCAAAGGUAGGUAUUUUUUAAAGUAUGGAAUCAGUAAAAUCAGUGUCAAAAUAUUGUGCAAUAAUUGGUUAGCUUUCUUCAGUGAGAACCAAGUACAACCAUCUUGAUGAUUGGACUCCUUUUGGGCUUUCCAAUAGAUGCACUUGUGUUAUUUGGCACCAUUUUGUUAAACACAGUGCAGAAAAUAUACUCAUUAAAUUGAUUUAAUAUCAGUUCAGAUUUGAUGAAGGACCCAGUAAUAAGUUAGUGAUGUGCAACAACAACAUAUUCUUGCUUCAUUUGGCAAGGUGUUACUUAAAAAUAUACUUUACAGCAUUGUAUGUAAGGAACCAAGCUUACCAAAAAAUCAUUCCAAUUAGAUUUUUUGGUAGCAUUUUAUUAAUUUUAUAUAGUUUGUUUUAUAUUGUGUAUUCACUUUAAUGAGGUAGAACCAGACGAUAAUGUAUCCCAGAGUUCAGUCAUUGUUUAAAGGAAAAUCUUCAAAAGCAUUAAAAUAACACAGUUCAAACAGGAACUGAUGUGUGUUCUACAUAAUAUCCUCACUGUUGUACCAAUUUUUUUCAGCUUAUAGAUAUAUGGUAUGUUUAAAAAUAUACAGUUUACUUCUAAAAAUAAGGAAUUGUAGGGUGAUACUACAAUUGAAGUGUAAUUGGCUUACUAAGAUAGAAUUGUACUUGGAAUCCCAGACUAAUUUACUAGUUUGCCCAGUUAUUCAUAUGCCAUGAUUUGGUGCAUGUUAUCAUGAAAUUAGCUGUCUCAGUUCAGUACCCCUAAAAGGAUAAUUUUUUUACAAAUUUAUAUUGGUGAAGAAUGACAUAGGCACUCUUGAGGUUAAUAUUUAUUACUACAGUAUCAGGGAAAGAAUUAUUCUGCAGUUAUGUUUCCAAUAUUCAGAGUGCCUAACUUGCUCAAAAUUAAAUAAUCCUUACUUUCUAUCCUUCCAUGUUCAUGGCAGCAACCUGUAUAUGCACAACAUUGCCUGCUCACUUAAGAAAUCUAAAGGAAUACAUUAGCUACGUUUUUCCAUAAAGAUAAACUAAGUUUGCCUACAAUGUUAAUAGGGAAUAAUCUGACUAUGUUACAAAAGUGUAUCAAUUUUUAAUGUUUUCCACUUGAAUAUUCUAAAAUUUGGCCCAAGGAAACGUGAAUACUGUGUUCAUAUAUCAUGAGCAUCUCUUGCGUUUCAACUGUCCAUCCGGUACAUGAUAUAGUCAAAAUGUAUGAAUGCUUCUAUGUUGUACCAGUAUAUUCAUAGGUAAUUAGAUUGGUUUAAUUGCUUUGGUGAUGUAAUGUUGGUACCAGAAAGACCAUUAAAAAAUUAUUAAAUUAAAAGUUAAAGUUGCACAUAUUUUUCAUAGAAGUAUAUGUGGAUCUGUAGCAAAUCUGUACUUGAUUUAUUUUAAAAAUAUUGUUAUUUUAAUGCACUAAGAAAUGGCAUACCUCUCUGAAUUAUGAAUUUUUUUCAGCAUUGCAUUGCAAUGAAGGCAUUGUAAUACUUAGAUAGUUGAUAUAAAUGAGCAUCUGAUGGGACAUUUACUGGAUGAUGGAAGCGCAACAAUAAGUUUUUUGAAGAGAUUUUGUCGUUGAUUGAAUAUAAUGGGAUUGCCAAGGUAAUCAUUCUUGUGAUCAAAGAAUUGAAUUCCAAAGCUUUAUGAAAAGAAAACAAUUAAAAAUAUAUAAUAAAUGCAUCAAUAAAUAAUAUUUACUAAGUUUGCAAUGCAGGCAUUUCUAAUCACUUGUACAGCACUGUUUAAUGCUUUCAGAUGGUGCUAAAAUGAAACGGACCAAUAAUCUGAGUCAAUUAAUUCUCUUGCUAAUUAUUCAACAUGCUUUUAACAUUGUUUAAAAUAUCAAAAAUUGACCUGAACCAAGAAAUUAAAACUGAAUUUGCAAUCCAUAGCAUUCAACUUAUCAAACACACAAAAAAAUUGUAAUUUUGUGAAAUACAGAUAAGAUGAGGAACAUAUCACUAUUGGAUGUACUAUUCAACUAUCUUGGCAAUUCUGAAAAGUGUUCAGUUUUUAAUAGGUAUUGGGGAUAUCUAUCUUUAGAGAGAACAUAAAUAAAACUUUAUUAUAAUUAGAAAUAUUUGUAAAAAUUAGUGUUGUAAAAUUAGAGCUAUAUUUGUUACUUCAUGUUAUUGUACAUGUUUUAAUAGGUAUACUUUCUAUUAAAUUAUAUGGAUCGAGUUAAUGGAUUCUGUUGAUUCAUAAAUGAACUGUAAAAGGAGAAAAUAAAUAUUAACUGAUUACC
Chiloscyllium plagiosum (whitespotted bambooshark) is the source of this 6210-nucleotide messenger RNA. Its product is annotated as proton myo-inositol cotransporter-like. Gene Ontology annotation, biological process: transmembrane transport; myo-inositol transport. Gene Ontology annotation, cellular component: apical plasma membrane. NCBI's taxonomy places the organism in Eukaryota, Metazoa, Chordata, Chondrichthyes, Orectolobiformes, Hemiscylliidae. Gene Ontology annotation, molecular function: myo-inositol:proton symporter activity. The record is from RefSeq and is a predicted model, not a curated record.